UCUCAACAGACAGAUGAGAGAGAAACAUUGGGAGCACAGCAACAGGUUGGAGUUGUUGAACUUUCUACAUCUGAUCUUUUCAUUGUAUUUUCUUAAAGAGUCUGAAACAGUGAAAAGGUCUCUGCAAGAUUAGUUCAUGGACAAAAACUGUGGUCGAAUGUAGUGUGAAUUGUUAUUUGGCAUAUUGGUAUUUUGGUCAAGUGGAGCAUCCUUAAGUGGUCAGGUAACCACCACAAGUGUUAGGUUCUUCAUAAAUGCAGUUUGUGAGAUCCAAUUUUAAGCAACUUGGAUGCACUGAUGGGACUGAUCAUCUGAAUAAAUCAAUCAACUUUGACCAAAACUUCCACCAAACUUUUCUCCAGUGAAGCAUCACGACAGGUUGAAGUGCCGUCAGGAACUUUUCUUGAGCUUCUCGGGAUGUUUUCCACGACUCUCCUCCUCACCGCCCUCUGCGUUUUUGCGCACCCGGACGCUUUUACGCACGGGUGCCAGCUCCCCUCCGAGUGGCGGCCGCUGAGCGAGGGCUGUCGGGCGGAGCUGGCGGAGAUCAUCGUGUACGCCCGGGUCUUGGCGAUCCACCGAGAGCCCCUGGGCGGCGGGGCGGGCAGCCUGUACAACUCGCUGCCCUUCGGGUUCGGGUACGGGUACGAGGGCGCGGAGGAAGGGCUGCUGUACUCGGCAGAGGUUGAGCUGCUGUGCGACCAGGCUUGGGGCAGCAUGCUGGAGGUUCCCUCUGGAUCCAGGCUCAACCUGACCGGGCUGGGUUACCUGUCCUGCCAGUCCCACACUGUGAUGGAGAACUACUCCUACUUCUUCUUCCUCAGGAUGGACGAGAACUACAACAUCCUCCCCCAUGGCGUCAACUUCCAGGACGCCAUCUUCCCCGACACAACUGAGAACAGGCGCACAUUCUCCAGCCUCUUCCAGUUCUCCAACUGCACCCAAGGGAGCCAGCCGUUCCACACCUUCAGCCCCGAGUGGGACACCCAGGAGGACAGCAGGCUGCUGUGCUCCUCGGUGCAGGCGGCGCUGUUUGAGGAGGAGGAGCGCGGCCGCAAGCUGCAGGAGCGCAUGGCCUCAGCGGAGAGGAGGAACCGGCAGCUGAAGGAGCGCGUUCGCAAGGUGAAGCGCUCCCUGAGGAACGCCCGCAAGGCCACGCGCAGGGCCGAGCAGGCGCUCCAGGAGAUGCGGGAGAGGCUGAAGGCUGCCGAGCGGAGAGAAGGGCAUCACCUGAACGCCAUCACGCAGGAGGAACCUCCACCUGGGCGUUACGCAAGCACAGCAAUGCGCCAGCGAAUGCAACUUUAACUUGUCCUACCUGCCCCAACCUGCCACACACCUGGACUGAAUAUUGGCUGUGGAGAGUGAGAGACUGCUGGGCGGUCUCUAAGAUAGGGACAAACAAAUAGCAACUGUCACAAAUGAGUAAACACACUUUUAUUGUAAUAAUCUGCAUAGAUUUAAUGUAAGCAAAGUACUCUAACCCUUUUUUAUAUCCCUGAUUGCAAUAACACAACAGUGAGGGUCAGGAUGAUUCCUGGUCACCUGACAAAAGGACAGAAAAGUUUCCUGACAGAGAAUCAAACAUUUAUGUUGUUGAUAAUUCCUCUUGCAGGUGGAGCAGCUCUUGAGCUCAGCUGCCUCAGGGCUCCUUCUCAGGCUGUGAUCACAUUUGACGGGAUUUCGCUCCAAUAUUAAGCACAACUGUGAGUGAGCAGUAGUAACGGCACCAGCAGGCGCUUGUCAGAGUGUAAAGAGUGACACGUUAUUGUGAUUUGCCAUUCACAACUGUCUCGUUUUCCCAACCCAAUGUAGGAGAAGUCAGUGCUUUUAAACAGAGACCGAUAAAUGAAUGUGAUCACGGCCUAAUGGAGUGCUGAUAUAUUUUAAACACACUGUGAUUAAUCACCUUUCACUUCUAAUGAAAUUUUGAGCAGAGAGUGGCAGCCUGUGUCUGUGAAUGAGAAUUCCUGGAUGUUUGAGACGGUUCAUUUAUUAUUAAUUCAAGUCUGGAACAUUGGCUUGUGUGUGAAUAUUUUUGUAUGAAUGUUUUUCUGCUUAUAAAAUCUAAGUUGGACGAACAA
Seriola aureovittata is the source of this 2084-nucleotide messenger RNA. RefSeq names its product coiled-coil domain containing 3a (gene ccdc3a). The transcript has 3 exons. Gene Ontology annotation, cellular component: extracellular region. Gene Ontology annotation, biological process: negative regulation of gene expression. Lineage: Eukaryota; Metazoa; Chordata; Actinopteri; Carangiformes; Carangidae. The coding region runs from base 418 to 1308 and encodes 296 amino acids. The record is from RefSeq and is a predicted model, not a curated record.